Messenger RNA from Quercus lobata, 759 nucleotides. RefSeq lists its product as uncharacterized. The coding region runs from base 1 to 759 and encodes 252 amino acids. Lineage: Eukaryota; Viridiplantae; Streptophyta; Magnoliopsida; Fagales; Fagaceae. The record is from RefSeq and is a predicted model, not a curated record. The transcript has 8 exons.
AUGUCCAAAGGAUACAGCUUUCUUGAUCAAAUAUCUUAUGCUAAGGAGACAUGGAGAAUUAGAGUGAGAAUAUGCAGAAUGUGGAAAGCAGUGAAUAAGAGAAGUGGAAAUAACUUCAUCAGUCUUGACAUGAUCUUUAUCGAUGAAAAGAAAAGCUUAAUGCAUGCAAUUGUAAGAAAGAAUGUGUUUCAGAAAUUUAGUACCAUCCUACGUUAUAGACUGGUUUCAAAUGACCUGAACAUCAUUUUCCUCUUAACAACUUCGGUUAAGGAGUGCAAUGAAGAAAGUGAACUCAUACCUAUGCAUGCCUUUGAAUUUGCAACAUAUGAUUGUAUCAACAAUCGUUUGAAUGACAAUUCUUACCUAACAGAUAUGAUUGGCAAACUUACUGCUGUUGGACCCAUUGAACAAGUUCACUUUCACAACGGCUCUACAAAUAUAAGAAAUCUCCAAAUUCUACUACCUGAACUAUUUAAUGGAGAUGGUUUCAGUAAUAUUGGACUCAUUGCUACAAUAGGCAAACUGAAUCUUAACACCACAAGUGCAACUAAAGUUUACGUCAAUUUGGACAUUACUGAGGUUUCUGAGCUCAUUGACAGAUAUAAAGUUGUUGAGGAUGAAUACGAUAAUGUUGUUCGAUCUAUUCCAGCACAUGACAAAAAACCCAAAUCUGAAUCAGAAUUGAUAUUGCAAACUACGAUGUCAUUGGCAGAAAUUAAAGCACUGGAAUGGGUGGAAGGAGUCAAGAAACAGAAUUAG